Argiope bruennichi is the source of this 1825-nucleotide messenger RNA. RefSeq lists its product as uncharacterized. Gene Ontology annotation, cellular component: plasma membrane. The record is from RefSeq and is a predicted model, not a curated record. The coding region runs from base 157 to 1776 and encodes 539 amino acids. Lineage: Eukaryota; Metazoa; Arthropoda; Arachnida; Araneae; Araneidae. The transcript is spliced from 5 exons. Gene Ontology annotation, molecular function: protein binding.
UCGUUUCUUCGAUGAAGAUAGCUCAGCGGAAGGGCCAGGUAAUUGAUCUUCCCCUAAAUAACCUUUAGCAUUUGCUGUCAUAAGGAAUGAAAUAUUGAAUAUAUUUUAUGAUCUUCUCAGACUUGAUCACAGUGCUGUCGUUGGAUUCAGACGAAAAUGUUCAAGCUUUUAGAAAGAAAUCACUUUCUAUUCAUGUGUCUCAUGUCCUUUGUUAUAUAUUCUGCUCAUGGUCAAGAUUACCAACAACAUGGAAAUUCCUUCCCAAAUAAUAACAAAACUGGAAAUGACAUUGGACAAAAUGCUGCUUCAUUGUUUGGUUCGAGAGUUAGCACCAAGUCAAUGAAUCAGGACUUAAGUGAAGAUAUUUCUGAAAGAAAUGAAGACAGAAAUAACAUUUAUGGAAAUAAUAUGGAAUAUGGUUCUCAGAUGACUACAUUCAAACAAAAUAAGGAAACCAAUUCUAACAUUCCUUUCUCUCGCAACUUUACCAGAAAAAAAGUUAAAAGGAUACAAAAAAAGAAGAUUCCCUUACCCAAUAUACCCAAAAAUGUUUCCAGUUCUUGGCACAAUUUUGAUGGUCCGUUACGUAGCAUAGAGAUCUCCAGUAUUAACACAGUUGGUGCUAACACACAACUAAAAGAAUAUUCAGAAAUUAACGAAAAUAACAAUCUUCAACUCUUUCCGAAAAACUUAGGAAAUAACCAAGGGGCACUCAGUUCUGCAAAUAGAGUAUCGGAAAGUCUUUACGAAACUGAAGGAAACAGAGCUACAGAUUUAAAAGGAAAUUCAUCAAGUAAUUCUCCUUUUAAUUCAAAUAUUAAUGAUCCCGUCGGACGCUCUGGAAAGGAAGCACCCAUUCCUUGCUCUUGCUUCUGGAGUAAAGAGAAAUGUGGCUGCAACUGCAACGAUUCCUUGAUUUACGAUGAUUUUCAAGAACUUACCAAAACCUUCCGGCCAUGCACGAAUUUUUCUUUUGCAAUCACUGGCGGGCAACACUUUUCAUUACCUCCCAAUCUUUUCACUCAAAUUGGGAAAGCUCAGAACAUCCACAUGAAAAUAACGAAUGCAACGUUCGAUUAUCUGUUCGAUGCCACUCCCUAUACUUCCGCUUUCAAGGGAGUGUCAUUUGAGAAUGCAGCUUUGAUCGAACUUCUAGGGGUUAGAGUUCGGCGGGGCUGGAACUGGACACCCCUGAAGUACCUGAACUCGUCAUCGGGAGCAGGGGUGGAAAUUAAACUGGAAGGUUGCGGCCUCAGGCGAUUGUCAUCGGAUUUCGGCAGAGUGGCAGAUGGGAAAGUCAGAACUGCCAGAAUAUCGGAUAGCAGAUUGGAGAUGAUUGGAAGCGGGGCUUUUUCAAGCUUUAAUGAUCUGACUCAUUUUAUGUUGCCAAGAAAUCGUCUGAAAUCUAUUAAAAGAACUGAUCUACCAAUGGAACCAUUGAAUCUUGUAGAGAUUGAUCUCAGGAGCAACCAGUUGCAGUCGUUAGAGGCAGACCUGUUCACUGAAAUGCCAUCUCUGCAAACAAUUUCAUUGGCUGGAAAUCCUCUGCGCGUUCUUCCUGAAGCAACUUUCAGCAGUGUCAUUGGUAGAACUUUAGUGCAAGGACUGUCGGAUUUUCCUCUGUACUGUGAUUGCCGCCUGCGAUGGCUGAAGAACUCCACUUUUACCCACAAUGAUGUAGUUUUGAGAAAUCUAAAAGGCAUGGUGUGUAAGCGACCUCCUUACCUAAGAGGAACGCCAUUUAAAGACCUAUCGAAGGAGCAUCUCAUGUGCUAAAAUACAAAUAUAUUCAGUUGUGGAACAAAAUAUAAAAAUAAAAUAUAGU